AUGCCUCGAAAGCGUGCGACAAUGCCUCAGAAGCGUGCAAAGCCCGAAACACCCACACCAGAGAAGCCAGAUCAAACGGCACCUCUGAGCGAGGAGAUUUCUCACGAUGACCACCGCUCUCUCACCAACAGAAACUGCCCUUCCAUGUGUUGCCGGAAGGGCGAUGACUGGGCAGCUCAUUGCGCAGCGCUGGAGAAUUACGAGAACGGGCCCAGCGCGGUUCUAAUGAACAAAGCCCUUCGUCACGACCCCCAGGACUACGACCGCACGCUGUAUCGCAUUCAGUUCCACACCUGGAACCGCAUUUUCGAGCAUCUCCUUCGCAGAGGGCUCAAGCAAGAGGACUCAGUCAACGCGGCAGACUUGGUAGCCCAUUACAAGGAAUAUCUUCGUCUCAUCGUCCAGGAUGGGGAGAAGAAGAUUCCUGACGAUGCUCACGAUGGUAACUUCAAAUACAACGGUGACAUUGGCGACCUCCCUGGAGGCGCCCCGAACUACUCAAUUAGGAAUCUCCUCAAAACCGCCCGGGAUUUAGAGUAUUAUCUUCAUGGACUGGACCCCGGCAGCUACACCAUCAGGUUCACUCCGACCGACAGCGACAAGAUGUUCGACUUUCCCUUUGAUAAGAAUUGGAUGGAGCUGAACGAUCCCGUUGAAAUCCCCUCCUACCCGCCAGGCAGCAAGGAACUGCCGUUGGUUGGGCUCGUCAGUGAUCCCAUGCUCGUCAUCAGCGGUCUUGAUGGUUUGGGCUACGAAAGAAACUUUACGCACCACACUUCUAUGCGUGUUGUGGCCCCUUGGACCUUCGGCGGCGAGGAGGCGGCGCCGUGUGUUGACGCCGGGUACGAGAAAGGCGGGUUGCAGACUCGGGCCAAGACGAGGAGGGCCAAAGCGAGACUCAAGGAGGCCGCGGCGAAGGCGAAAGGUGCAGCAAACCCGGCAAACUCAGCGAACCCAGCAGGCCCGGCAGACGAAGCAGACAAAACAGACCCCAGCAGACAACAGCGGGAUAUCCCAGACCACGCGCGACGAAACUACUGA
Chaetomium globosum CBS 148.51 is the source of this 1041-nucleotide messenger RNA. RefSeq lists its product as uncharacterized. The record is from RefSeq and is a predicted model, not a curated record. The transcript has 2 exons. The coding region runs from base 1 to 1041 and encodes 346 amino acids. NCBI's taxonomy places the organism in Eukaryota, Fungi, Ascomycota, Sordariomycetes, Sordariales, Chaetomiaceae.